UUAUUCUAUCCACCUGAAGUUCAACCCUCUCUUCUCCACACUAGUAAAUCCGAUCUCACUCCACAUAACCUCACCUCAACUCAACACCAAGAUCACCGCCAAUCUGUUGACCUCCACAAUUGUCCGCCGCCUUCCUCCCAAAUAUCAAUUGCAUCACCAUUUCCAUUCUCCAAUCCGCCUCUUUACCAUGUCCCUCAAACGCAAAGCCACCGAUACACCUACCUCGGACGCCAAAAAGCCCAAAGCAAACAGCAGUAUAACCUCUUUCUUCGGAGCUCCCAAAACCGUACCUAAACCCAACAAUGGUUCCCUAACAUCAGUCAACGGAAAUAGCUCCUCCAGCACACCUACAGUCGCCUUCGACAAGGAGAAAUGGGUCAAGGGCUUGACGGCCGAGCAGAAAGAGCUGUUGAAGUUGGAGAUUGACACGCUGCAUGAGAGCUGGCUGAAGGAAUUGAAGGAUGAGGUUACGAGUACCGGGUUUUUGGAGCUGAAGCGGUUUUUGAAGAGGGAGAGGCAGAGCGGAAAGAAGAUCUUCCCGAAGGAGGAGGAUGUGUAUUCUUGGUCCCGCCACACCCCCCUCAACACAGUCAAAGCCGUCAUCCUCGGCCAAGACCCCUACCACAACGACAACCAAGCCCACGGCCUCUCCUUCUCCGUCCAAGCACCCACAAUCGCUCCUCCCUCCCUAAAAAACAUUUACAAGGCCCUCGCGCGGGACUACCCAGCAUUCACCCCACCCCCAAACAACAGCGGACUCCUCACACCCUGGGCUCAGCGCGGCGUUCUCCUCCUCAAUACAUGCCUCACUGUCCGCGCCCACGAAGCUAAUUCCCACAGCAAUCGCGGCUGGGAGAAAUUCACACAGAAGGUUAUUGACCUCGUAGCUGCGAAAAGGACUAAAGGUGUGGUUUUUCUAGCUUGGGGUACACCCGCCGGGAAGAGGGUAGGCAAGGUGGAUAGGAAGAAGCAUUUGGUGCUUAUGAGUGUACAUCCUAGUCCAUUGAGCGCGAGUAGGGGGUGGUUCGAUUGCGGGCAUUUUAAGAAGACGAAUGAGUGGUUGGAGGAGAGGUAUGGUGCGGAGGGGUGUGUGGAUUGGGGUUUAGGCGGGAAGAGUCUUUUGCAGGGGGCUUUGAAGAAGGCUGUUGUUGAGAAGAGUGAGGUUGUGAAGACUGAGCAGGUUGUUAAACCUGUGAAGAAGGGUGGGGAUGGGGAGGAGGAUUUCGAGGAUGAUGAGGCAGAGGCGGCUAUGGCUGAGGCAUUUGAGGCGGAGACGAAGAAGGUUGAGGUGGUUAAGGUGGAGGAGAUCAAACCUGCUGCGAAGAGUGAUUGAGCGUAAACCCCCAGACAUGUCGGAUUUCAUUUGUUUACUGAUAGUGGCAAGGCGUUAAGGUGGUGUUAGGAUAAAGUCAGGUUGAAGGGCAAGUCAAUCAAUCAUGUCAGUCACGCUAGAUGUUUUCAUUCAACUCUCAUAUUGCAGAACGAACAGAGUUAGAAAACAAUAUACCUCCCUCUCCAGAA
Messenger RNA from Cadophora gregata, 1521 nucleotides. RefSeq names its product uracil DNA glycosylase (gene UNG1). The transcript has 2 exons. NCBI's taxonomy places the organism in Eukaryota, Fungi, Ascomycota, Leotiomycetes, Helotiales, Ploettnerulaceae. Gene Ontology annotation, biological process: base-excision repair, AP site formation via deaminated base removal; base-excision repair. The coding region runs from base 188 to 1333 and encodes 381 amino acids. Gene Ontology annotation, molecular function: uracil DNA N-glycosylase activity. Gene Ontology annotation, cellular component: mitochondrion; nucleus. The record is from RefSeq and is a predicted model, not a curated record.